Molecule: messenger RNA, 2052 nt
Organism: Triticum turgidum subsp. durum (durum wheat)
Lineage: Eukaryota; Viridiplantae; Streptophyta; Magnoliopsida; Poales; Poaceae
Source: the annotation of a GenBank genome assembly
AUGGCUAACCCUGGUGCACUUUGUUGUUCCAUUACCUUGCAAGCAUUUACUUUCUUAUCUUUGCUUGCAGCUGUGGUAGCAGAUCUCCAGGGAGGUGACGGGUGCCCACAUUUCUCGUGUGGACGUCUCCGAAACAUAUCUUAUCCAUUCCGCCGUCGAGGUGAUCCACCUGGAUGCGGUUCUAAGUACUAUGAACUGGAGUGCAGCAAUAGCCAUGCAAAAAUCCGCAUUGGCAAUGCGGAGUACUAUGUGGUUGGCAUCAACUAUAAUGAUUCAUCCUUCUGGGCCAUCGACACUAUCUUUGAUACGAAAAGAGGCUGCCUUCUUCCUUGCUACUCUUACCCGGAGGGGAUGGUUGAUUCACAUGGCCUUGACAUUUUGGAGGUUGAAUUAUUCCCUUCGGCAUGCUUUGUUAAUUGUUCGCGAGCCAUAACGAAAAAUAGUUGGUACAAGCCUGUUGCCUGCCUGAGUGCAAACAAUUCAUUUGUUUAUGUCUGGGCUGGUUAUUGUGACAUCUUACAUCUUGAGCAUUCCUGUGGAUACUUAGCCAUGACACCCUUUGAUGGUUCCUCAAUCCUAGACAAACAGCUACAGAAUGUGUCAAUCCGAGACAAACAGCUACAGAAUGUAAGUUACGCAGAUAUCAUGCACUUGACAAGGAAGGGAUUUCCUGUUAGCUUUCCUGUUGAUGGUAGACUCGACAGGCUUUCGAAGAUCAUCAAAGAAUGCCUGCACAAUUCAACAAGCGAUUUCAGGAAGCAAGUAUCUCCUGCAAACAUGAUGAGUCAGAUUCGUGCUUUCUUCUGGAGUGAGUUACAGUUCUUAAAAUGCUUAAAAGGUUCUCAUGCACUAUCAACAACGCAUAUCAUGUAUGUGGAGGUUAGAGCCAUAAUAUCCGCUAUUGAUAUCCCCAAAUUCCUUGUUGUACUAUGCAGGUUUGUGCUGGCGCCCCUGGCUGUAUUGAUCUUCCUUGCAUACACGUAUUGGAAAACAAAGAUUACAAUUGAUGCAGUUGAGAAGUUUCUUCGGAUGCAACAAAUGAUCGGGCCGAUGAGAUACGUCUACACCGACAUCAUUGCAAUCACAGGCCACUUCAGAGACAAGCUAGGCCAAGGUGGCUAUGGCUCUGUGUUCAAGGGCGUGCUACUGCCAGGCAAUGUUCAUGUUGCCAUCAAGAUGCUAGAGGGCAGCUCCAACUGCAAUGGAGAAGACUUCAUCAGUGAAGUCUCCACCAUCGGCAGGAUCCACCACAUCAAUGUGGUCCGUCUUGUGGGGUUCUGCUCAGAUGAAAUGAGAAGGGCGCUCGUCUACGAGUACAUGCCUCGAGGUUCUCUUGACAAGUACAUCUUCUUGGCCGAGAAGAGUUUUUCUUGGGACAAGCUCAAUGAGAUUGCUUUGGGCAUUGCCCGAGGGAUUGAUUACUUGCAUCGAGGUUGUGAUAUGCAGAUUCUCCACUUUGACAUCAAGCCGCACAACAUCCUUCUAGACAGCAAUUUUGUCCCAAAAGUUGCUGAUUUCGGUCUCGCCAAACUGUACCCAAGGGACAAGAGUUUUGUGCCAUCGAGAGCUCUACGGGGAACUGUUGGAUACAUAGCUCCUGAGAUGAUAUCUCGGAGUUUUGGGGUCAUAUCGAGCAAGUCUGAUGUUUACAGCUUUGGGAUGCUGCUGUUGGAGAUGGCUGGAGGAAGAAGGAACGCCGAUCCGAAUGCAGCGAACUCGAGCCAAGCAUACUACCCGUCAUGGGUGUAUGAUAGACUAACUGAACAAGAAGUGUGUGAGAUAUCUCCCGUUGCUGACAUGCAUGAGUUGGAGAGGAAGCUGUGCAUCGUUGGACUAUGGUGCAUCCAGAUGAAGUCUAAUGACAGGCCGACGAUGAGCGAGGUCAUAGAGAUGCUGGAAGGUGGCUUCGAUGGCCUGCAGAUGCCUUCCAGGCCAUUCUUCUGCGACGACGAGCACACCGCUGUUCCGGAUUCUUACCCUUUGUUAUCUGAGCUGACCGAGAUCUCGGAGGAGGAUGAGAUCUCAGAUUCUUAUGUUUCCCGGGUCCUAUGA